Molecule: messenger RNA, 1043 nt
Organism: Thamnophis sirtalis
Lineage: Eukaryota; Metazoa; Chordata; Lepidosauria; Squamata; Natricidae
Source: RefSeq, a predicted model, not a curated record
CAACUUUUGCCAGGGCAUUUUAUUAUUCCAACUACAGUCUGGGUUGGGCAGGUAUUUCUGGUUUUAUGUCUAAUCAGCUGAUGGGAGAUAAGCAUGGAGCAAGCAGACACUCUGGAUCCAAACUGCCUGGCCUGACACCAGAACAAGUCCCGUCUUUCCACCUUCAGUUUCACAUACAAGACAGGCAUCCUUUGCAUUUCAAGCACAAGACGACAAUUCUUGAAUGAGUGCCUGGAUGCAUACUUGAAGUCAUGGGUAUGUUGGCUAGAUUUUAUCUCUCUGUUCUCACUGGGUGUAUAUCAGGGUAAGAGCAAAGGAGGAGGAUCUACUACCCAAUUAGCAGCAUUCCUGAGGAAUGAGUGGGAGGUGCGUUGUGUUCAGGGCUGUUUCUUGCUGAACAAUUCAAACUUCUCAGCAUAGGUUCUUCUGUUCCUGGAUACUUUGAGGACACAGAUGAAUUCAUAGGCGCUUUUCUUGGCAGCAGCAAAUUCUCUGGGCUAUCAAUGAAGAAAAUGGAUAAAUUUGGAAAGCAUGGCAGAUAUGGAUUUGUUAGAACUCGAUUUCCUAGACCCCAAAUCAUUUUGCAGCCAGUCUUAUUUUCUGGACACCCAGAGGUUUGCAGCACUAGAAAUUGCCCUUGCAAAAUGAAUCACUUUUCCCGGAAGAGCUCCUCAGAGCUUCCACAGUUGGAAUACAGGCCAUCCCAGACAGACUCAUCAAAUAACUUAGCAAUGGAUACCUUUUGGCUAGAAGUAGAGAGCAUCAAAGAAAGCACUGAAUCUGAGUCUGAUGAGGGCAGCCUUACAGAAGCCAAGGUUUUAGAAGAGGGGGAAGCCGAAGCUGAAUGGCUGCAGGAUGCAGGACUCUCUGACCUAAUGAAGGACCAUGAAGAGAAUAGCAACAUUGUCCUGCUGUCCACUUUGACCAAGACUCAGGCCGCAGCUGUGCAGCGAAGGUUGGAUACUUACACCCGCUCCCGACGGAAGAAAAAUAAGCAGCCCAUCCGUGAUGUCAGAGACAUUUUUGGAGUAGUUGAGUCUGGG